Molecule: messenger RNA, 1068 nt
Organism: Paramecium octaurelia
Lineage: Eukaryota; Ciliophora; Oligohymenophorea; Peniculida; Parameciidae
Source: the annotation of a GenBank genome assembly
AUGGAAUUGGAGGAGUCGUGUUCUAGUUUCAAGGACUUCGACGAUGAUGAAAGCGACCUCUUUAAAUCUCUGAUAGACGAGGAUACAGAUCAUUUGAGUAGGAAUUAAUGUACAAUUCAAAUUGGAAAUAAUUUGCAGAGAAGUGUGGUUUAAGAUAGUUCCUACUUGGUUAGGGGGAGUGAUAAAUCAGGAGAAUCUGAGCAAUCACUUAUUUUUGAAUAUCCCCAAAUAAUAUAGAAACCUAAUAAUAGGCAACCCCACAAUCGGUUCGAUGUGAUUCUGCAACGAACCAGACCGAAGAGGAAGUUGGAGAAAUAGAAAUUUAAUUUGGAUACAUCAGCUAUUCUGAUAUAGUUGUUGAAUUAAAAAAGAAUGUAUAGAUUGGCAUUCAAUUUCUAUAUAUUCUUGAACAUCGUGCUUCGAGUCAUGUGCUUUGGAAUCACAUUUUUACAAUGUAUAGUUUACAGUUUGGACAACAGAUGGUCUUGUUGGGGAUCAUUUGGUGGUUUUUGUUUGACAAGGAUAUUGUUUGGUUUAUCAAUUUAUAAGUUAUUAAAUAUUGGGGAAGAAACAAAAGAUAAGUCUAUAAAGAUGGUUUAUGAGACUUAUUUGAAGUGGUUUGAGGACAUUCAAGUGAAGAUUAGAGUAUUGGAAAGGGAGACUAAUUCUCUGAUCAGAAGGAAUCAAGCUGAUGAAGAUCAAUUUCAUAAGUAAACCAAAGAAAUCAAUCGACUAUAAAAGAGGUUAUUGUUUUUAAAAACCCAUUAAAUAUUUAUACCACCUGAACUGUCAUUUUUAUAUUUUAGGAAAUAGAGCAAUGGAUUCUUUUAGGUCCAGAACUUUAUUAUGAAGAGUAUUGAAUUGUUCUACUUCAUGCCAGCUUUUCUCUAUUUCAUCACUGUAUUUAAUGUCAGUGAUGUCGAAAGGAUUGUUAUCUUGGAUUUCACAGAACAUCAAAUAUAACACAUUUUUAGUAUUCUAGUUGUACUAGACAUUUUUAUAUUCCUCCUUAUAUCUCUGGGCUUACUUUACUUGGGAAAUAAAAAACAGAAAGUCAAACCUCUUUGA